Molecule: messenger RNA, 873 nt
Organism: Megachile rotundata (alfalfa leafcutting bee)
Lineage: Eukaryota; Metazoa; Arthropoda; Insecta; Hymenoptera; Megachilidae
Product: jerky protein homolog-like
Source: RefSeq, a predicted model, not a curated record
AGCGACGGAAACAGUCAUGGAAAGCAGUAUCUGUAAACCUUCAAAUAAAAAAAGAAAAAAUGUUAGUAUUUUAGAAAAAUUAAAAAUUUUAAAAGAACUGAAUACUGUAAGGUCGGUGCGUGCGGUCGCGGAGAAAUAUGGCAUUCCUAUUAGAACAGUGAGAAACUGGAAAAAAAAUGAAUCUAAGUUGGAGGAAAUGGAAAAUACAUAUGUACUAACUAAUAGUGUGAAGCGGAUAAGAGUAUCAUCAUUGGAUCAACUCGACGAAGCAUUGUUUAUUUGGUUUGACAGAACGAUAAAGAGUGGAAUCACUUUGACAGGACCAUUGGUGAUGGCAAAAGCAUUGGAACUGCACAAAGAUAUGGGAAUAGAAACAAAAUUCGUCGCUAGUACAGGAUGGUUAUCACGUUGGAAAAAUAAAUAUAGUAUACGUCAGUACGCCGCAUGUGACGAAAAACGCUCAACAGAUCCUCCAGAAACUAAGUUUUUUAAAGAAGAGUUCGAAAGUUUCGUAAAGGAUGAAAGUACUACCGAGGAGGAACUAUUAAACAAUUCAUGUGACGUUGACGAAUACCGAGACGCUGAGGAGGAUUCAGUGCAAUCUUGGAUCGGCCCAAAAGGCGAAGACAUGAACGGCAGAUCAAAUAUACCGAGAAAUUCUGAGUUGAUCGCAAUGGUAGCUCAAGAUAAUGCAGAAAAAAAUAUUGAGAACAGUAAUAUUCCACCAGAAAAUAUUGAACCAACUGAUAUAAUUUCUGCAGCCAAUACAUUACUGUCAUUUUAUGAAAGAAGUGAUUUGUUAUCUGCAUCAGAUUUGGCUGGGAUAAGGAAAGCUAAACAAUUAGCUGUUGAAAUAGCUAAUUCAAAAUAAUC